This is a messenger RNA of Perognathus longimembris pacificus (Pacific pocket mouse), 9306 nucleotides long. RefSeq names its product PR/SET domain 2 (gene Prdm2). Gene Ontology annotation, molecular function: DNA-binding transcription factor activity, RNA polymerase II-specific; histone methyltransferase activity; RNA polymerase II transcription regulatory region sequence-specific DNA binding. Gene Ontology annotation, cellular component: nucleus. The record is from RefSeq and is a predicted model, not a curated record. The transcript has 5 exons. The coding region runs from base 3534 to 8102 and encodes 1522 amino acids. Gene Ontology annotation, biological process: regulation of transcription by RNA polymerase II. NCBI's taxonomy places the organism in Eukaryota, Metazoa, Chordata, Mammalia, Rodentia, Heteromyidae.
GGACUGACACAGAUAAAGGCCACCGGAAAAAGCAUGAGAAGAAAUUAGAAGUUAAAUUAUAAAAUAGAACAGGCAGCAGUAUGCUUACAUCUUAGUGACAGUCUUUUUGAGAUUUCAAAGUAUUUAAGAAAACUUAAAUUUUUUCUUAAUUUGAGUUUGUUGAAGUUUAUUUGGGGAGCCGAUUGUGGGGUUUGGAAUCACCUAGUCAGAGCCACUAUAAAAGCCUUUUUUUUUCUUCUUUUUUUUUAAAGAAAAGUUUAAAAGCAUGACUCCCUUCAGAUGUGAUCAUUGCCAGCUCCUACCAGCCUGCCCUGUGGAAGCGUGGGGAGCCCACAGCCAGGCGCUGCGACCACCCCCUGGUAGGGAGCAGCUAUGUCAGGAAUUUACUGCAAUAUGCGGAACUUUUCCAUUGUUUCUGUUGGAAGCAAAGUCUCCAGCCCUGUUUUAAUACCACAAGGAACUUAAAACCAAGCAGGCUUUAUUUUUAUAAUUCACUUCCAAGAUUACAGACAGCAGCUCUUGACAAGUUAAACUGCAGGAAAAGAUUUAUGAUUUUGCCAAAGGACCUCAGCAGAAUUUUCUUUCCAUCAGGUGAACUUCAAAGUCUAGACAUCUAGACAGUGAGCAGCAUCUUCCAACAGGGCCCCCAGCCUGGCUCCCUUGAUCUCCCUUUGCCCACUGUUAGCCUAUUACCACAUCCCCCGUAUGACCCUAUUGACUCCACCAAAGCCAUCUGGGUGUAGUGUUUUUCUGGACACACUAAAUGUAAAGCAGACUUUUGAAAUAGAACCUUGGUUCCUGGGGAAAACCUUCUCUUACCUGUUUCCAGCUUUUCUCAUCUUCUGCAUACCUACCACAUGUAAAACUUCUGCAGUCCAACAACCACUGCCCACCCACUGGCUGGUUCUCAUAAAGCAUCAUUUGACUUCUUAAUGCCACAUCGAUUCUCCUUUACCAGCAUAAUCAAACAGGGAUUUCAGCUUUUUAAGACCAUAGGAAGGAAUCAUUUAGCAUGUAUGUUAGGAUGUCUUCCUUGUCCUUUUACAACUCAAACCUUGUAAACCAGGUGCCUGAGUAUCAACAGUCUACUGUCAUUCCUUUUAAAAAUGUGAAAAGAUAUAUGAUGAACUUGAAGCUUUAGUGAAUUUCUCAUAUUUUCCUGACAGGCAGAUGACAUUGUUAGGUCUGUUUUUUUUAGGAGUGAAAUUACAACCCAGAACUUGUCACUACCAGUCCUACUGGAACACAAAGGUCAGAGUGGUGGAUUUGGAUGGGAGUUGAAGUCUGUGUCACUAAUGACUGGAUGGGAGCAUUGAGGUGGUUUAUGGGAUGACAUGAAGCUCGGAGCUAUGUUUAUGAGCUUUGGGAAGCUGAUCAGGAUGAUCAUCAAGACUCCCCUGCUCCAUGGUUUUCAGUCUCUUUUCCCUCUCACGUCAUAGUCUCACAUCUAUGUGUUCCCCAAGCCUUUCUGCCCUCCAUGUAGCUGUUUGCAUUUGUUGAAGCCUAGUGUGAAAGCGUAGUUUCAGUCCUCAGAUGGGCCACCAGGGCCCUCCCACUAGGGGCAGGAAAAAAAAGGAAGAUUAUGCCAAGCUUCAGGGCAGCCUCACAGAGUUGGGCAGAAUUGUAGGAAAGAGAAGCUAGGUCAGUGUGUCACACCGUCAACAUAGCAAGGAGAAACCCAGGAUACUAGACGUUACAUUAUGAGAUUGGUGGGCUUCCACUGGAGUGCUGAGCAUGUUGAGUUGCCGAGAGGAAGGGUUGGCUGGGUGGUGAGGGCAGGGAGGAGGCAGUAGGCACAGACCACCUUUAGAGAGUUAGUUGAUUCUGUCCAGAGUUGUCCUGUCCCUCCAUGACCUUCCAUGCCACAACUGUGGAACUCUAAUUCAGUCUUGACUGAUUUGGAAUCACCUCAACUCUGCAUGUAAAUAAGAGUAUAAAGUUCAAGAAAGACUUGUGGCCUGGCUUCUGGGCUCUGGAGUGUAGUUGAUUUUAUACUGCAGUUAGCUUGUGACUUUGAGGACACAGCAUACCUACACAUCCAUUAUUGAAAUUGCCAAAUGCAUGUGUUGAAUUUUUAAUGUAACUUGAGCAAACCUUCUGGAAUUCUGCGUCCUCUUUGCAGCCUGGACAUUUUUAAAAGUGGAACAUUAUUCUCUAGAAUUUCCUGGUAUUUGUCUAGUUUAUUAGAAUAGUAGCACAUAGUCCAGACCUGGGUUAAAUUACUCUUGUGCUGCGUUAGGCAGUUUUGAUUUUGCAACUCCCACCCUAGGUCCCAGCCGAGUAAAGCUGGCCAUCCAUUGUCCAAGGAAGCCAAAGUCCUGGUAUGGCUUUUACUAAAAAGGCCUGCCCCGCCCAUUGAGAUUGUUCACUGCCAGGCAGACCUUUCAGAUCAAGUUUCUGGGCUUGAAGGAUCUUGUUUAGGACAAAAACUGAAAUGGAAAAAAGCUGAGUUACAACUUGAUGGUGUUCCUUUACAAAUACAGUGAAAGUUUUUAUGUAACUUGUUUACUUAUUUAUCUGUAUUGAGGUUUAACUUUGGGGCUUACACUUUGUGUAAGCAAGCUCUUUAGCUACCCCUUGAGUCAUGCCCCCCCCCCCAUACCCCAAUGCUUGUUGCUUUAGUCAUUUUCCCUUAGGGUCUUGUGGUUUUUGCCUGGGACUUGCCAAGACUGAUCCCCUUACCUAUGCCUCCUGUGUAGCUGGGAUUAUAGGAUUAUAGAUGUGUACUAGCACACCUAGCUUGUUUGUUAGUUUAGCUGUUUCUUGCUAACUUGUUUGCCAGUGCUGGCCUGGCAGCUAUUAUCUUCCUGAUCACCUCCUAAGUAGUUGUGAUUACAAGUGUGAGCCACUGAACUGUGUUCAGUUUUUAUGACUUUGUUUUUCUUUUGCCAAGUGAAACAAUAGGUUUAAAGUGUGUUCUCUAAAGAAUAAAAGAUGUGCUUAUUGUCAUUGUUGCUCUUUGCUUAACAGUAGCAGAAAGAGUUCUUGUCUUUUGAGUUUUAAUUGUGGCUCCUGAGGCCAAGUGACCUCAGGCAGGUAUCACUCAUCUCUAGUCUAGGAGUGUUUUCUUGGUGAAAAGAGAAGAGGAUAGAUUGGGACUUUGGGGCCUUUAACAGAGUAGUCCAUAGUAGUAAGGGCAUCGGGUUAAAUAUGAAUGCUGAUCAGGGCUGAAAUUGAAUCUACUUCCUUGGUCUUGGCAUCAGCAGCUAAGUACGCAGAGAUUUUGUGUGGAGGUCUUACUGUGGUAGAUAACUGCUGCCUUCUUCCUUCCCUAUCACUUUUCUUCCUGUACAUAACAUUUUUUUGUCCUGUCCUUCAUGCUGUUCUUUGUUUUCAUUGCCAUUUCACUUCCUGUGUUUCAUUCCUGUAUCUUUCUUGUCUAGACCAAGUGGAGCAGCCAGCUGGCAGUAGCGCCAUGCAGGACUCUGCAGGACCCCGAUGGGAAGAAAAAAUCCCAGGAAAAUAAAAACAAAGGAAAUAAAGCCCACAAUAUACAGCUGAAAGCCAGUGAUCCAGAUUCCACCUGUGCAAAUAUGAGAGACUCUGAAGAAGGUCCUGAAGAAGAGGAAGAGAGGCCUUUGGCUUCAGUGCCUGAAAAGCCAGCUCUUGUCCCAGAGGUGGUGAGUCAGGACCUGCCUCCAGAGCUGGUUGCUCCUCUCCCUGCCUGUGAGCCACAGCCAGAGCCAGCCGGGAAACAAGCCACAGGCUGUGAGGUCAAUGAUGUGGAAGAAGUGGAAGAGGAGGAGGAGGAAGAGGAGGAGGAAGAGGAGAUGGAUGGUGAGGAGGAUGAGCUGGAAGAAGAUGGGGAGGAAGAAGCUGACAUGCCGAACGAAAGCUCUGUAAUAGAACCAGAAAUACGGUGUGAUGAGAAGCUAGAGGAUUUGUUAGAAGAACCAAAAACCAUUUCAAAAGAAAUCCCCGAAGACUCUGGGGAAGUGCCACCUCUUACCAAAGCCCCCAGAACUAAGGAGGAAGCCAAUGGGGAUGUGCUUGACACGUUCAUGUUUCCUUGUCAGCAUUGUGAAAGGAAGUUUACAACCAAGCAGGGGCUCGAACGCCACAUGCAUAUCCACAUGUCUACGGUCAAUCAUGCUUUCAAGUGCAAGUACUGUGGGAAGGCAUUUGGCACACAGAUCAACAGGAGGCGGCAUGAGCGUCGCCACGAAGCAGGGUUAAAACGAAAACCCAGCCUGGCUCUACAACCACCAGAAGACCUGGCUGAUGGCAAAGCUUCCGGAGAAAAGGCUCCUCCUAAAGAUGAAUCAAAUCCCCCUCCACUUGGGCAAGACUGUUUGACCUUGAACUCAGAGAAAGCCUCCCAGGAAACAGUGAAUUCUUCUGCUGUAGAGGAGAACGGGGAAGUGAAAGAACUUCAUCCAUGCAAAUACUGUAAGAAGGUUUUCGGGACGCAUACCAAUAUGAGACGGCAUCAGCGCAGAGUUCACGAACGCCACCUGAUUCCCAAAGGCGUCCGGCGGAAAGGAGGCCUUGUGGAAGAGCCGCAGCCCCCGGCAGAACAAGCCCAGCCCACCCAGAAUGUCUACGUUCCAAGCACCGAGCCAGAGGAGGAAGGAGAGGCAGAUGAUGUGUACAUCAUGGACAUUUCUAGCAAUAUCUCUGAAAACUUAAAUUACUACAUUGACGGUAAGAUUCAGACCAACAGCAGCACUAGUAAUUGUGACGUAAUUGAGAUGGAGUCUAAUUCGGCAGACUUGUAUGGCAUAAAUUGUCUUCUCACUCCAGUUACGGUGGAGAUUACUCAAAAUAUAAAGACUACCCAGGUCCCGGUGACCGAUGAUCUUCCAAAGGAGCCCCCCAGCAGCACAAACUGUGAGUCCAAGAAACGGAGGACUGCCAGUCCACCCGUGCUCCCCAAGAUUAAAAUGGAAAUGGAUCCUGAGCCUGUGGCCCCACCGUGCUCCUUAACUCUACCACUUAGUGUAGCAACGACCGAGGCAGUGUCUUUCCAUAAAGAGAAGAGUGUGUAUUUGUCAUCAAAGCUCAAGCAGCUUCUCCAAACCCAGGACAAGCUGACUCCUCCUGCAGGGGUGUCAGCUACUGAGAUCCCUAAGUUAGGUCCUGUGUGUGUGUCUGCACCGGCUUCCAUGUUACCUGGGACCUCCAGUCGAUUUAAGAGGCGGACCAGCUCCCCACCCAGCUCUCCUCAGCACAGCCCUGCCCUUCGGGACUUUGGGAAGCCAAGUGAUCCGAAAGUGGUGUGGACAGAUGCAGUUCUGACUUCCAAGAAGCCCAGGUUAGAAAGCCAUGGCGACUCGCCUGCCUGGACUUUGUCUGGAAGAGAUGAGAGAGAAACUGGGAGCCCUCCUUGCUUUGAAGAAUACAAAAUGUCAAAAGAGUGGGCAGCCUCCUCUACUUUCAGCAGUGUGUGCAACCAGCAGCCCCUGGAUUUGUCCAGCGGCAUGAAACAGAAGACGGAAGGCACAGGCAAGACCCCAGUCCAGUGGGAGGCUGUCUUAGAUCUCAGUGUGCAUAAAAAGCCUUGUCUGGACCUUGAGGGCAAGGAAUUCAAAGAAAACCAUUUGGCACCGCCAGCAUGUAGUGCUGGAAAGAAAAAGAAACCAACCACGUGCAUGCUGCAGAAGGUCCUGCUCAACGAAUACAACGGCAUCGACGUGCCUGGGGAAGCCGCUCCCGACGUGGCCAGGAGCCCGAGUCCUUGUAAACCCGUUGAUGCCCAGGCGGACCCUGACCUGGGUCCCGACUCUGGCUUCUCUGCCCCUGCUGUGGAGUCCCCACCUGAAGCCUGUCCUUCAUCACCCACCCUCCAGACCGCUUCCCUGUCUUCUAGUCAGCUGCCUCCUCUCUUGGUCCCCACAGACCCGUCUUCUCCUCCACCCUGCCCUCCUGUGUUAACUGUUGCCACCCCGCCCCCUCCGCUGCUGCCUACUGUCCCUCUUCCUGCCCCCUCGUGCAAUGCCUCUCCUCACCCAUGCCCCUCUCCACUCUCAAAUGCCACCGCCCAGUCUCCCCUUCCGAUUCUGUCCCCAACGGUGUCUCCUGCCCCCUCUCCCAUUCCUCCCGUGGAGCCACUUGUGUCUGCUGCUUCUCCUGGGCCUCCAAAGCUUUCUUCCUCCUCCUCCUCUGCCUCCUCCGCCGCCGCUGCCUCCUCCUCCUCCUCCUCAUUCUCGUCUUCCCCUGCCUCCUCCUCCCCUUCACCACCCCCUCUGUCAGCAGUGUCUUCGGUCGCUUCCUCUGGGGACAAUCUGGAGGCUUCUCUCCCUUCAAUAACUUUCAAACAGGAGGAGUUGGAGACUGAAGGUGUAAAGCCCAGGGAAGAGCCCCAACCUACAGUUGAACAGGAUGUCAUUCAGGAAACAUUUAGCAAAAACUUUGUUUGCAAUGUCUGUGAAUCACCUUUUCUUUCCAUUAAAGAUCUAACCAAGCAUUUAUCUAUUCAUGCUGAAGAAUGGCCCUUCAAAUGUGAAUUCUGUGUCCAGCUUUUUAAGGCUAAAACUGAUUUAUCAGAGCAUCGCUUUAUGCUUCAUGGAGUUGGGAAUAUCUUUGUGUGUUCCGUAUGUAAAAAAGAAUUUGCUUUUUUGUGCAAUUUACAGCAACACCAGCGAGAUCUUCACCCAGACAAGGUGUGCACACACCACGAGUUCGAAAGCGGGACCUUACGACCCCAGAACUUUACAGACCCCAGCAAGGCCCACAUGGAGCAUAUGCAGGACUUGCCAGAAGAUCCUCUGGAACCUUCUAAAGAAGAGGAGGAAUUAAAUGAUUCCUCUGAGGAGCUUUAUACCACCAUAAAAAUAAUGGCUUCUGGAAUAAAGACGAAAGAUCCAGAUGUUCGAUUGGGUCUGAAUCAGCAUUACCCAAGCUUUAAGCCACCCCCAUUUCAGUACCAUCACCGAAAUCCCAUGGGUAUUGGGGUGACAGCCACAAACUUCACUACCCACAAUAUCCCACAGACUUUCACCACAGCCAUCCGCUGCACAAAAUGUGGGAAAGGUGUUGACAACAUGCCUGAGUUGCACAAACACAUCCUGGCAUGUGCCUCUGCCAGCGACAAGAAGAGAUACACCCCCAAGAAAAACCCCGUACCUUUGAAACAAACUGUGCAGCCCAAAAACGGAGUGGUUGUGUCAGAGGGUCCUGGGAAAAAUGCCUUCAGAAGAAUGGGGCAGCCCAAAAGACUGAACUUCAGUGUGGAGCUCAGCAAAAUGUCACCAAACAAGCUGAAAUUAAAUGCCUUGAAGAAGAAAAAUCAGCUUGUCCAGAAAGCAAUCCUUCAAAAAAACAAAUCUGCCAAGCAGAAGGCUGACUUGAGAAACGCUUCCGAGUCGUCCUCACACAUCUGCCCCUACUGCAACAGGGAGUUCACGUACAUUGGCAGCCUGAACAAGCACGCCGCUUUCAGCUGUCCCAAAAAGCCCCUUUCUCCUUCCAAAAGAAAAGCUUCUCACUCCAAGAAAGGUGGCCACCCCUCUUCUGCCAGUGGAGAGAAGAAUCACAGCAGCAACCACCGCCGGCGGACCGCAGAUGCCGAGAUCAAGAUGCAGAGCACGCAGGCGCCUCUGGGCAAGACCAGAGCUCGCAGCUCAGGCCCUGGACAAGUCGCGCUGCCCUCCUCAUCCUUCAGGUCCAAGCAGAACGUCAAGUUUGCAGCUUCGGUCAAGGCCAAAAAACCAAACUCCUCCUCUUUAAGAAACUCCAGCCCAGUAAGAAUGGCCAAAAUGACCCACAUGGAGGGCAGGAAAUCCAAAGCUGUGGCCAAGAACCAUGCUGCUUCACUCUCAAGCAAAUCGUCCCGGACCCUGCACGUGAGGGUACAGAAAAGCAAAGCUGUUUUGCAAAGUAAGUCUGCUCUGGCGAGUAAGAAGAGAACAGACCGGUUCAAUGUAAAAUCUAGAGAACGGAGUGGGGGCCCGAUUACCCGAAGCCUUCAGCUGGCAGCUGCUGCGGAUCUGAGUGAGAACAGGAGCGAGGACAGCAGUGCCAGGCACGAGCUGAAGGACUUCAGCUACAGCCUCCGCCUGGCAUCCCGGAGCGCCCCGGCGGCCGCCUACAUCACCAGGCAGUGCCGGAAGGUCAAGGCCGCGGCCGCGGCCCAGUUCCAGGCGCCUUUCCUCAAGGAGUAGCCGCUCGCCUGCCCGACAGCACCGGAAGUGACUUGGAAUCAGUGAAGCCAAAGGGACCGGCCGUCGACCCUGCAAGGAGGAGCAACCCAACCCCGUGGUGUGAGAUCACAAGCAAGCGUGCACGCGUGUGUGUGUCUAGGCCUGCAGGCCCACACACACUUGUCAGACCCGGGGAGCAGGCAGGCAGCUGGCUCCCACCGUCCUCUGGACUGAUCCUUGGAUGUGGCCCCGGAAGGUGCUCUGCCGCUCGGCCUUGCUGUAGAGAUGGGGUCUCUCAUACUAUGCAAUUUCUCAAGAGCUCUUUGCCCUGCUUUUUCUUUUCUUUUUUUUACUUUCUUCCUUCUUGAGCUGUCUUUGGCCAUUGUGGGGACUUUGGGUUAACCCCAGGAGUCAGCCUUAGUCCUCCCUUGGGGAAGGCCUUCCGAGAGGCCACAUUCCCCUGACUCCACCCCCGCCUCCCUUCCCCCCACCCUCUGGGAGUCAGUGGCCUCUAGACCCCACAGGCUGAGCCUGAAUCCUCAGCCCAGCCCUGGGGGGGGCGGAACCCCCUUUCCUGCCCAUGAGACCGUAGCAGAGGACCGUGUGUGCACACUUGCAUGCACACACACAGACACUCGCACACAUAGAGGAAAUGGGGGGGGGGUGGAGGAAGAAUUUACCAGAAGCAAAGUGGGAGGAGGAAGGACUUUCAGAGGCCAGGAGCUGCCUGCCAGGAAAGCUGGGGUUCCCCUGCUUGUCCUCGACCCAGCCUGGGGCUCAGCGACACAGGGGUCGGUGAGGCGGACGGGCCCGGUGCCUUGGGGGUGGACCCGGGGCAGAGGCGCCCUGGGACCCCCCCUUUGGUGCUGUGUCCCCCUGGGGACGUGGUGGUGGCCCCCUGGUGGCAGGGCAGCACCGGGGAGGCUGCGACACCGUAGGGAGAUGUGUUUCCUUUGUCAGGGCUACCCGUGUCGAGCUCCCCGCGCUGUAAAUAUGUAUGGAGACGCUUUGGAAAAGCACGUUAUUUAUGCCCCCCACUGUAAAUGCCCCAUUUUUAAAGUUUUAUAAUGCCUCUCAUCAAAUUCGUCCGUGUCCUGGCUACAGGAUGGGGGUUCGGGGGGGGGUCCUCUGGAAGAAGGCCACGUGGGCCCAGAAGUGCCCGUCAGUGGCCCAGGUCAGCCUUUCCCUGGCUUCCACCCAGCUCACGUUGGUUCCUUGUCCUCAA